ACUAAGCUGGGACUAAUGAAAAAUUUGUUAAAGCACUGGAUAAGUAAGAAAUUCAAAAUGAAAAGUGUGCUUUUUAUAUGCAGUAUUUGUAUUGUCGCUGCAUAUAUCGCUGGUACUGAUUGCAAACAGACGAAAAUAUCCACUAUAGAACGAAUAAAAAAACAUCAAGAUUGGCUGAAAAGACAUUGUAAGCCAAAGUCCUACAAAAUACCACCAAAGCAGCCAUUAUUAUCCGAGCUCUCUAACUUGUGGCGCAAAAAAAAAGAAAUGACCAUAACGCAAAAGGGAAACAAAAAAAAACAAAACAUACAAAAUGAAACUACAUCUAAACAUUCCAGUACAAAAAAUGUUAUGACGCUAAAGCCGUUGGAAAUAUUAAGGAAUGAAAGUCAUUACAAAAUCUUGUCAUCUAAACUAGAGAAUACAACAACAAUAUCUACAUAUCCUGCUAUAGACAUAAUAGAAGAGGGUACUGAAGAUCCAUUAAAAUCCUCUCCAAACAUUUUAAACAUAGCGAUUACUCAAAAGUCAACUAAUUUAGCAAACAUCUCAGCUAGGAAAAUAUUCGAGCCCAAAGUCCGUACAUAUCCACAUUGGGAUAAUUGGAGUAACUGGAGUGAAUGUUCACGAAGUUGUGAUGGAGGUGUGAUGCAUCAAACACGAAAGUGCAUAGGACGAAAAUCUUUGACAGGAAAUCAAUUUAUAAGUGAUGCCUGUUUUGGUUACUAUAAACGCUAUCAGCUAUGCAAUGACUUUCCAUGCCCAGCAAAAUCAAAAGGUUUUCGUGCUAAUCAAUGUGCAGCGUACAAUGGCAUACUAUUUGAGGGACAUCGAUAUAGCUGGCAGCCUUAUAGAAAGGAUGACGCUGAAUGUGAACUAAACUGCAUGCCAUUGGGAAUGAAAUACUAUGCAACUUUGAGCGAAUCUGUUAUUAAUGGGACUCCUUGUAAACGGUCAGCGGAAUAUUAUCGGUUAAAUUUCUUGGGACGUGCUUUGUGCGUUGAUGGUGUUUGCAAGGCCGUUAACGCUGAUGGUUCCAUUAAUGGAGCGUAUGCUCACAGUGGCGCUGUUAGUUGUGGAGGAUUGUUAUGCCGGCCAGUAACAAAAAUUUUUACUCGAGAUCCACAACCAGACGAUGUCUUGGUUCACGUUGCUACAAUUCCAACUGGAGCCUCGAAUAUAUCGAUAACUGAGCUAAGAAAUAGUGUUAAUUUGCUAGUUUUACGUACUUCCCAGCAAAAAAGCAUAGUUAAUAGCGAAAGUAUUGUGUCGGAAAGCGGGUCGUAUGAAGCGGUCGGUGCCACAUUUGACUAUCACCGAAUCGAUGGAGUCCAGAACUCUGAUGGAGUUACCGAAUGGAUAACAAGUACUGGACCAAUAUGGGACUCAAUGGAACUUUUGAUAUUUGGGAAAAGUCAAAACCCUGGUAUAAAGUAUGAGUACAUGCUUCCGAUAAUAUCUGAUUCUGAAGAAAACGAGCUCUCUGUGGAAAAUAAUAAUGGUUUGUUACGAUCUGGAGGGGAGAACGCUAGUCCUUUAAGUAAUUCGCGUACUGGAAGACGGCGUAACUUUACCUGGAAAGUGGUAGGGUUUAGUGCCUGUACAAAGUCCUGCGGUGGGGGGGUACAAGCUCCUAUUGUACGUUGCAUUCGCGAAAAUCUUUUAAGGUAUUACUCACAACGCCGGUGUAUUCAUUCUGAAAAACCAGUGCUCAAUGAGAACUUAUUGCACUGCAACACACAACCAUGCCCCGCCUAUUGGCACUUUGAAAAAUGGGGCGAGUGUCGCUGCCUGAAUGAAAGGGCAUUUAGACGUCGUGAAGUAAGUUGCUUGCAAGAACUAGCAUCUGGAACUGUUAUACAAGUUGAUAACACAGCAUGUAUGGAGGAGAUGCCCCCCACUCAGAAGCAAUGUGAGUGUCCAAAUAGUCGAGGUGGUGACCUUUCUCGUUAUCGUCUACACUCAAACUCCGAGUCUGCAAAUAGUACACGAAGACAACGAAUCAUGAUUGAUAACAGUAGCAUAAAUGCGGUCUGGUUGACUUCCGAAUGGAAUCAGUAUUGCUCAGCUACGUGUGGCUUAGGAGUAGAGUAUCGUACAAUUUUCUGUGAUCGAUCUGAGGUUGGUGCAGUUCGCUGUGAUCCAAACAAAACUCCAGAAAAUCGACGACCUUGCGUAAAACCUAGCUGUGAAGAUGGCGAGUGGUUUGUUGGCCCUUGGUCGUCUUGUAAUGGGGAUUGCUUUAACCUUAGACGAAGUCGAGUAGUGCUAUGCAUAAAAAAUAAAUUAAUUGUGGAUCAUAAAAUGUGCAAUUUGAAGCUAAAACCACAAUUGUUUGAAAAAUGCUCCCAUGAUGAGGAAGAAAUUACUUUCUGCGCUCCUCGUUGGCACUACUCUGAAUGGUCACAGUGUACCAAAUCUUGCGAUGGUGGAACACAGCGACGCAACUUAAGAUGCUUGGAAUACGAUGGAACACAGAAUAACUUACGUGACUCAACCAAAUGUCGGUAUGCGGCCAGGGAGACAAUAUUUCGUAGCUGCAAUACACACGACUGCAAUGAACAUCACCAAAAUUACUCUUCAUCUACGUGUACCGAUAAACUUUCCAACUGUAAAUGGGCUGCUAAAGGAAAGCUGUGUAGUUAUGAAUACUACAGAAUGAGUUGUUGUAUCUCUUGCGCAGGCGGAAUAUAGUGGUAUUAUAAAAUUAAGAUUAGUUUAUCCAUUACGACUAUUUACCACCAAUCACCAACUUUAUUAAUAAUAACUUAUAUUUAUUAUUUUUUAUUAUUUUAAUAAAACUAAUUGAAUUUUU
This is a messenger RNA of Drosophila obscura, 2815 nucleotides long. RefSeq names its product thrombospondin type-1 domain-containing protein 4 (gene loh). Gene Ontology annotation, cellular component: extracellular matrix. Gene Ontology annotation, molecular function: metalloendopeptidase activity. The record is from RefSeq and is a predicted model, not a curated record. The transcript has 11 exons. Bases 16 to 2694 code for a protein of 892 amino acids. NCBI's taxonomy places the organism in Eukaryota, Metazoa, Arthropoda, Insecta, Diptera, Drosophilidae. Gene Ontology annotation, biological process: extracellular matrix organization.